Molecule: messenger RNA, 3379 nt
Organism: Thecamonas trahens ATCC 50062
Lineage: Eukaryota; Apusomonadida; Apusomonadidae
Exons: 4
Coding region: 13-3360 (1115 amino acids)
Source: RefSeq, a predicted model, not a curated record
CGAACCUCGGACAUGUUCCAGAAGCUCAAAGCGCGGCUCAUAGCAGACGACGACUCGAGCAUGGGGGGCGAGGACGGAGGCGCGUUGCUUUCGUCUGCCGAGAAUGACUUUGAGAAGGCACUGGCGCAGCAGGGGUAUUCGGUCAAGUCGGCGCCGCGGCAGGUGGUGGUGGCGUACGCCCAGGCAAAGUCGCAGCAGUAUGCCAUGCUUGCCACAAGAUACCGCAAGGUCAAGACGGCAAGAGCUGGUGUGGUGGCGGCGGUGUCGGACUUUCUCCCGGCUGGGGAGUUCCGAUCGGUGGCAGAGCUCAGGGAGAUGCUCGAUGAGUAUCAGCGGCAGCACAUGACGGUCGAGCACGCUCUGCGGCAGGAGAUCGUCAACCUUACGGAGAAGGUCCAGAGCGGCGAGGGAUCGGGGGCGAGCAAUGCUGCCGAGAUUGCAGCUUUGGAGGCGGAGAAUGCCGCACUCAAGGAGCGGACGUCCAGCUCGCUCGGAAAGGCCAAGUCCAUCAUCGAGGAGCAGGACCGCCGGAUUCGCGAUCUCUUGGUUGAUGUUGAGCGGGCCGAGCUGGAGGACAAGCUGGCAGCUGUCGAGGCCGAGUUCCAGCAGAAGCUGGCAGCUGCUGAAGCUGAGCAAGUCGAGCUGGAGAGCAAGCUGGCAGCUGCCGAGGCUGAACGGGCCGAGAUGCAGGGCGUGCUGCACACCGCUGAUUCCGAGCUCCAUCAGAAGUUGGAAGCCGUCGAGGCUGAGCGGGCCGAGCUGGCGAACAAGCUGGCAGCUGCCGAGGCCGAGUUCCAGCAGAAGCUGGCAGCUGCUGAAGCUGAGCAAGUCGAGCUGGAGAGCAAGCUGGCAGCUGCCGAGGCUGAACGGGCCGAGAUGCAGGGCGUGCUGCACACCGCUGAUUCCGAGCUCCAUCAGAAGUUGGAAGCCGUCGAGGCUGAGCGGGCUGAGCUGGAGGACAAGCUGGCAGCUGUCGAGGCUGAAAGUGCGGCGCUUGAGAAGAAGCAACGUGAGUCCGAGGCGGCAUACUCAGAGCUUCAGUUGAGGCUAGAUGGCAUCGAAGAGGUGAAAAAUGGGCUGGAGGAGCAGCUGCAAGCCGUUGUUACCGAACGCGAUGCUGGUGUUGCUGGUGCUGUUGAGGCAGACGCCGCUAUGACCGCGAUCCAAGCCGAGCUGAGUGACGCUGGGUCGCGAAUUCGCGACCUGCGCGACGAAAACAAGGAGCUGCAGGCGCAGGUUUCCGCGAUGGAGCACAGGCUCGCAAGUGUACGCGCAGACAGUGAGCUCCAGGAUGCCCGGGUGACCGAGCUGGAGGCUGAUCUUGCGAAUGCGCGUGCUGACGACUCAGCACAGCUAGCAAGCAUGGCUUCCGAGCUGGAAAAAGCUCGCGGCGAGAAGGAGGCGCUCCGCCGAGAGUUGCUGAUGGAGCAAGCGCGUGUGCGUGAGCUGGAUCAGGAGCUCGAGCAGACCCGCGCCGAGGCCGAGAUCCAGCUCGCCGCGGCUAAGGAUCAAGCCUCCGAGCUUGAGGCCCAGCUCGCCACAGCCCAGUCUGAGACCACUGCAGUUAACGGCCAGGUUGUGGCCUUUGAAACCCAGCUGACCGAGGCCGACGUCCGCACUGCGGACCUUGAAGCCCAGCUCGCGGCUGCGUCCGAGGCAGCAUCUGCUCAGGUGACUGAGCUCGAGGCCCAGCUCGCUGCUGCGUCCGAGGGAGCAUCUGCUCAGGUGACUGAGCUCGAGGCCCAGCUGGCCACGGCCAAGGCGGAGACUACUGCGGCCAAGGAACAGUCGGCCGAGCUCGAGGCCCAGCUCGCGGCUGCGUCCGAGGGAGCAUCUGCUCAGGUGACUGAGCUCGAGGCCCAGCUGGCCAGGGCCAAGGCGGAGACUACUGCGGCCAAGGAGCAGUCGGCCGAGCUCGAGGCCCAGCUCGCUGCUGCGUCCGAGGGAGCAUCUGCUCAGGUGACUGAGCUCGAGGCCCAGCUGGCCAGGGCCAAGGCGGAGACUACUGCGGCCAAGGAACAGUCGGCCGAGCUCGAGGCCCAGCUCGCUGCUGCGUCCGAGGGAGCAUCUGCUCAGGUGACUGAGCUCGAGGCCCAGCUGGCCAGGGCCAAGGCGGAGACUACUGCGGCCAAGGAACAGUCGGCCGAGCUCGAGGCCCAGCUCGCGGCUGCGUCCGAGGGAGCAUCUGCUCAGGUGACUGAGCUCGAGGCCCAGCUGGCCAGGGCCAAGGCGGAGACUACUGCGGCCAAGGAGCAGUCAGCUGAGCUCGAGGCCCAGCUCGCGGCUGCGUCCGAGGCAGCAUCUGCUCAAGUGACUGAGCUCGAGGCCCAGCUGGCCAGGGCCAAGGCGGAGACUACUGCGGCCAAGGAGCAGUCGGCCGAGCUGGAAACAAGUUGGCCGUCGCUCACCUCGGACCGCGACGCCCUGGCCGAAAGUCUGCGUGAGCUGCGCUCGUCGUCUGCCAAGCGUACAUCCGCCCUCGAGGCCUCUCUUGCUGAAGCGGAAACCACCGUUGCCGACGCCACCACCCGCCUCGCGACCGCUGAUGCCCACAUCGCCGAGCUCGAGACCUCGCUCGCCGACGCCACCACCCGCCUCGCGACCGCCGACGCCCGCAUCGCCGAGCUCGAGACCUCGCUCGCCGACGCCACCACCCGCCUCGCGACCGCCGACGCCCGCAUCGCCGAGCUCGAGACCUCACUCGCCGACGCCACCACCCGCCUCGCGACCGCCGACGCCCGCAUCGCGGAGCUCGAUGCCUCUCUGGUGUCGGCUGACUCUCGCGCAGCUGCUGCAGUCACCGAGCUCACUGAAGAGCACGAUGCGGUGGCGGCCGACUUACAGGCGCAGCUCGAGGACGCGCAGACAGCGGUCAAGGCCGCCGAGCUCGAGUCGACAGCACUGACACGCAAGCUAGACGUGUUGCGGAAGGAACUUCACGGCAAGAUGACCGAUCCAUCGGCGCAUGCUGCCGCGAUGGAUGUUUCACCCGAGGAGCUCCGCGAGCAGGUCAUGAUGCUCACUGCCGAGCUCGACUCGCUCCGUGCUGCGGCCAACCGCCCACCGUCUCCGCCAGCAUCGCCACCGGCCACUAUCACCCCAGUGUACGAGGCGCCGCCAACACCAUCGACCCCCAUGGUCAUCGUGCCGACUGCGGCACCUGAGCACGCUGACACCGCUGUCCGCCAGAAGUACCUCAAGGAAGCCGUACUCGGCUUUAUGACCCAGGACAAGGGCCGCGACGCCAUGAUCGAGGUCAUCGCCACCAUGCUCGAGUUUGAGCCAGCCGAGACCCAGGCAGCCAAGGCCAAACUCAAGGCCGCAGCUUCGUGGACGCCCAAGAUGUUCCGCCGCUCGUGAGUAACAACCAUGACCUGCC